CCGAGGACGGAAGCUCGGUUGGUGUUCUCCAGAAGUUUCCCCCCCUCCCCCCUCCGGGCGGCGGCGGUGGAGCAGGUUACCGCGGUAGAAACCGCUCGGGUAGAAGCCCGUGACCCUUUGGGAUGGCGGCGGCUGCAGCAGGACCUGCAACGACCCAGCGGUUUUUCCAGAGCUUCUCGGAUGCUCUAAUCGACGAGGACCCCCAGGCAGCGUUAGAGGAGCUGACCAAGGCUUUGGAACAGAAUCCAGAUGAGUCACAGUAUUACUGUCAAAGAGCUUAUUGUCACAUUCUUCUUGGGAAAUACUGUGAUGCUAUUGCCGAUAUAAAGAAAUCUCUUGAACUCAACCCAAAUAAUUCUACUGCUAUACUGAGAAAAGGGAUAUGUGAAUACCAUGGCAAAAACUAUGCUACUGCUCUCGAAACUUUUGUAGGAGGACAAAAAUUAGAUAGUGCAGAUGUAAAUUUUACUACCUGGAUUAAAAGGUGUCAAGAUACUCAGAAUGGAUUAGAAUCUGAGGGGUCUGCAUCUCAGAAGACUCAGUCAAAAAUCAAGUAUGACUGGUAUCAAACAGAAUCUCAAGUAAUCAUUACACUUAUGAUCAAGAAUGUUCAGAAGAAUGAUGUAAAUGUGGAAUUUUCAGAAAAAGAGUUGUCUGCUUUGGUGAAACUUCCUUCUGGAGACGAUUACAAUUUGAAACUGAGAUUGCUUCAUCCUAUAAUACCAGAACAGAGCACAUUUAAAGUACUUUCAACAAAGAUUGAGAUUAAAAUGAAAAAGCCAGAGGCUGUGAGAUGGGAAAAGCUAGAGGGGCAAGGAGAUGUACCCACACCAAAACAGUUCAUAGCAGAUGUAAAGAACCUAUAUCCAUCAUCAUCUCAUUAUACAAGAAAUUGGGAUAAAUUGGUUGGUGAGAUCAAAGAAGAAGAAAAGAAUGAGAAGCUGGAGGGUGACGCAGCUUUAAACAAAUUAUUUCAGCAGAUCUAUUCAGAUGGUUCUGAUGAAGUAAAACGUGCCAUGAACAAAUCAUUUAUGGAGUCUGGUGGUACAGUUUUGAGUACCAACUGGUCUGAUGUAGGUAAAAGGAAAGUUGAAAUCAAUCCUCCUGAUGAUAUGGAAUGGAAAAAGUACUAAAUAAAUUUGCUAUCACUGUAUUGCAUAUGUUCACUAAUGCCCAUCGUGUAUUGUAUCACAUUCUUGAAUUUUGAACACUGAAUACCUUUUUGAAAGAUUAUACCUCUUUACCUCUUUGUGCUUUAGAAAUUAUUUUCCUGCAAGUAUUUUAGAGUCUAAGGAGAAUGACGAUCACAUCUUUAUCACUUCUGUCCUUAAGGACUUCACAUGUACUAAAAGUGAAUGAAGUAUCUAUCAUUUGCUACUAGACAGAUUAGUUCUGUCUAGUGAUGGGAGUGGAGAAAUUUUUAAUGGCCUGUAUCUUGGGUUAUUGCCUUAUUUUUGAUGCAGUAUUCUGUUAAUUUAUUCAACUUGGCAACUCUUGUUGAGCAUAAAAUCUUCAACCUCAUUAUUGUGUUUGCUUUUAAAGCUGCUUUUGAAUGAAAGUUGUAAAUACAGUUUUUCUAUAAAGUUUGGUUUACCCUUUUCUUAAGUUUUUAAUGAAAACAUUGGGAAGUUAUCACAGAGAAUUCUCCCAUUUAGUUUUUUAUGAGAUGUAUUUGUAAUUACACUGAAAUUUUGGACCUACCUUCCAAAUUCCUGAAUAAAACAUAGGUUCUUGAGUUUAACAGGUUCUUGAGUUUAACAGAAUGCAAGUUUGACUUUGCUAAAGAGAUGCUGUGAAGUUGAGACAAAGAACGAUCUAGGAAAGCACACGUCCACUUAGGUGUUCACCAGGCCAGGAUUCCCGGUCACAGCACUGGAGAGUUUGUUGUUUUAAUAAGGGAAACCUCUGUUCAUGAAUCAUCAUGAUUAGCUUGGUUUUAGUGGUACAUAUCACUUAUGUUGAGAAUGAAUUAAUGUGUUUAUUUAAUGUUUUGUACCUAAAAUCUGUAGAUACUUUGGGGAUAGCAGAAAUGAAAAGAUCAUUAAUUUCAGAGUUUAUAAUGUAGCAGAGAAGGCCUACAUUUAGGAAAAAUGGAAUGGUCAGAUGAUGAACUCAGUGUAAAUACAGUUUUGAAACUGAAAAACAAAUUCCAAGAAUAGAAUUCUUAAAGUCUGUUAUGAUGUAUAUGCCACGAGUGACUUGUAGAUCUGGCAUCAUUUUCUGACUGUAGUUUUCUGAACCUUUAAUGGCCUAGUGGCUGGUCUGUAUUCUGUUAGAUGGCACUGACAUUUUUGUUGCAAGGCACUCCCCCUUAUCUCCAGAGUUGAUGGAAGUAAAUGAGAGGCUGACGGUCACUCCAGCUGUGGAAGAACUAGGAAUCCAGCUCCUUCCUUUUAGUCCUUUGGUAUGAAAUGAAGGAGUGAGUGGCAGUGGGUUGGUUCCAGAUCUUUUGUUAACAGCUUGUGGAAGCUUGCUGGAGGGAUUUUUGGGGGGUUGGGGGUGGUGGUAGGUUUCAGACAGUCUCAUGUAGCCAAGUCUGGCCUUGAGCUUCUUAUGACUUGAUGUUGCAUACUGCAGUUUUCUCUUGUCUUUUUGUCUGUAUAGAACAACAAGCUACUGUCCUUGUUAUUGAACACUAAAGGGAAAGGCAAAUUAA
Nannospalax galili (Upper Galilee mountains blind mole rat) is the source of this 2656-nucleotide messenger RNA. It is a transcript of the gene Sugt1, whose product is annotated as SGT1 homolog, MIS12 kinetochore complex assembly cochaperone. The coding region runs from base 123 to 1133 and encodes 336 amino acids. The transcript has 13 exons. The record is from RefSeq and is a predicted model, not a curated record. Gene Ontology annotation, molecular function: protein-folding chaperone binding. NCBI's taxonomy places the organism in Eukaryota, Metazoa, Chordata, Mammalia, Rodentia, Spalacidae. Gene Ontology annotation, biological process: protein stabilization.